GGCCGGACCCGGCGCGGACAAAGGCGGCAGCGGCGGCGCGGGGGAGCCGCGGCGGGGGCGGCAGGCGGCACUGGGCCGCUCCGUGAGGGGACCGAGCCGCAACCUGACAUGAUGUUUCCACAAAGCCGGCACUCGGGCUCCUCUCACCUGCCUCAGCAGCUGAAGUUCACGACCUCCGACUCGUGCGACCGCAUCAAGGACGAGUUCCAGCUGCUGCAGGCCCAGUACCACAGCUUGAAGUUGGAAUGUGACAAACUAGCCAGCGAGAAAUCGGAGAUGCAGCGUCACUACGUCAUGUACUAUGAGAUGUCCUACGGGCUGAACAUUGAAAUGCACAAACAGGCUGAAAUUGUCAAGAGGCUAAAUGGGAUUUGUGCACAGGUUCUGCCCUACCUUUCACAAGAGCAUCAGCAGCAAGUCUUGGGAGCCAUUGAACGAGCUAAGCAGGUCACGGCGCCAGAACUGAACUCCAUCAUCCGUCAGCAGCUUCAAGCUCACCAGCUGUCCCAGCUCCAAGCCCUCGCUCUGCCCCUGACCCCGCUCCCCGUGGGGCUCCAGCCUCCCUCUCUCCCCGCUGUCAGCGCCGGCACUGGGCUCCUGUCGCUGUCAGCCCUGGGCUCUCAGGCUCACCUCUCCAAGGAGGACAAGAACGGCCACGAUGGGGAUGCCCACCAAGAUGAUGACGGCGAGAAAUCGGAUUAGAGCGACCGUGGGGCCGGGGGAAGGG
Molecule: messenger RNA, 727 nt
Organism: Camarhynchus parvulus
Lineage: Eukaryota; Metazoa; Chordata; Aves; Passeriformes; Thraupidae
Gene: TLE5
Product: TLE family member 5, transcriptional modulator
Exons: 7
Coding region: 109-702 (197 amino acids)
Biological process (GO): negative regulation of canonical Wnt signaling pathway; regulation of DNA-templated transcription
Cellular component (GO): transcription regulator complex; nucleus
Molecular function (GO): transcription corepressor activity; protein binding
Source: RefSeq, a predicted model, not a curated record